Molecule: messenger RNA, 1667 nt
Organism: Ricinus communis (castor bean)
Lineage: Eukaryota; Viridiplantae; Streptophyta; Magnoliopsida; Malpighiales; Euphorbiaceae
Product: histone deacetylase 9
Exons: 14
Coding region: 156-1448 (430 amino acids)
Molecular function (GO): histone deacetylase activity
Source: RefSeq, a predicted model, not a curated record
CCGCCUAGCCGUUAACAAGAUUUAGUUCCAGACAGUUUGAACCCGUUCGUUUCAGGUUUCAGCCUGCUAGCAAUGGCUUAAUUUUUAUUUUUUUUCUAUAGCCAUAUCAAACAGUUAAGUUUUUCUUUUCCAUUGAUCAUCUCUCUCUCUAAAUAAUGCGUUCCAAGGACAGAAUCUCCUACUUCUAUGAUGGGGAUGUGGGUAAUGUUUACUUUGGGCCAAAUCAUCCAAUGAAACCACACCGGCUUUGUAUGACUCAUCAUCUUGUUCUCUCCUAUGACCUACACAAGAAGAUGGAGAUUUAUCGGCCUCAUAAGGCGUAUCCUGUUGAGCUUGCUCAGUUCCAUUCAACUGAUUAUGUUGAAUUCUUACACCGGAUUGUACCAGAUACUCAACAUUUGUUUGCGAAUGAAUUGGCUAGAUAUAAUCUUGGAGAAGAUUGCCCUGUCUUUCAAAACUUGUUCGAAUUUUGUCAAAUUUAUGCUGGUGGAACAAUAGAUGCUGCACGGAGAUUAAACAAUCAACUAUGUGACAUCGCUAUAAAUUGGGCAGGUGGAUUACACCAUGCUAAAAAGUGUGGAGCAUCAGGAUUUUGUUAUAUCAAUGACUUAGUUUUGGGUAUUUUAGAGCUUUUGAAGUAUCAUGCACGUGUUUUGUACAUUGAUAUAGACGUGCAUCAUGGUGAUGGUGUCGAAGAAGCCUUUUAUUUUACUGACAGGGUGAUGACAGUGAGUUUUCACAAGUAUGGGGACAUGUUCUUUCCUGGAACCGGAGAUGUUAAGGACAUAGGAGAAAGAGAAGGAAAGUUUUACGCAAUAAAUGUCCCCCUAAAGGAUGGAAUAGAUGACACUAGCUUCACCCGACUUUUCAAAACAAUUAUAUCCAAGGUUGUAGAAACGUAUCAACCAGGUGUGAUAGUUCUUCAAUGUGGUGCGGAUUCGUUAGCUAGGGAUCGCUUGGGCUGCUUUAACCUCUCCAUUGAUGGGCAUGCUGAAUGUGUUAGGUUUGUAAAGAAAUUCAAUUUGCCUUUACUGGUUACUGGAGGUGGAGGAUAUACAAAAGAGAAUGUUGCUCGAUGUUGGACUGUCGAAACAGGAGUUCUUUUGGAUACAGAGCUACCCAAUGAGAUCCCAGACAAUGACUAUAUCGAAUAUUUUGCCCCUGAAUAUUCAUUGAAGAUUCCUGGUGGACAAAUACAGGAGAAUUUCAAUAGCAAAUCUUACCUUAGCACAAUAAAAAUGCAAGUGCUGGAAAAUCUUCGGUGCAUCCAACAUGCUCCUAGUGUACAGUUGCAAGAGGUUCCACCUGACUUCUAUGUACCUGAUUUUGAUGAAGAUGAGCAAAACCCUGAUGAACGAGUGAAUCAGCAUACUCAAGAUAAGCAUAUCCAGCGGGAUGAUGAAUAUUAUGAAGGGGACAAUGACCAUGAUCAUAACAUGGAUGUUUGAUGAAGUGAAUCCUAAUUUUUCUUCUUCAGCAGGCGAAUGCAAAGUGUAAAAAGAUACCAAAUUAUUGCCACAAUAGAUGUAUUUGUCCCUAGGGUUCUAGAUUAUAUCGUCAAUUGAUUUUGUCUGCAAUUUACCAUAGGAUGUAUUAUUCCUGCAGAUCUGUAAAAACCCAUUAUUUCUAUGUGGUAAAAGAAAAAAAGAAAAAAUUUGUGCCUCUUA